UGAGUCUAGCUACAAUUCGCAGACACAGAGAGUCCUAAAGGAUGUACGCUUUUGCUCUUCUUUUUUUGGUUGCCGGAGCUAUCGCAGCUCCGCCUUUGCCAACAGGUCCGAACGGUGUCUUGAUUAACAAGGAUGCACCAUUAAGUGAUGCUGAAAGAGCUCAAGCUGAUCGAGCUCUCCACAGCCCGGAUCUUUUUGAAGGUGACAUCUUGGGUCUUGACCCGCAAGUGGACAGAAAUGCAAUCAGCAAUGAAAAUAUGAGGUGGACCGGCAAGACUAUCCCUUACGUCAUUGACAACUCUCUUGGAAAUUAUGCCAAUCUGAUCAAACAAGGUAUGCAACAGUACCACGAUCAUACAUGUGUACGUUUCGUUCCAAGAAGCAAUCAAAGAAACUACGUCCGAAUCUUCUAUGGACAAGGAUGCUACUCCAUGGUGGGAAUGCAGAACUAUGGCGAACAGGCUCUGUCUCUUGGAAACGGAUGCCUGCACGUCGGCACCGUCAUUCACGAACUUGGCCACGCUCUGGGAUUCUGGCACGAGCAGAACAGAUCGGACAGAGAUAACUACCUUAUCAUCUACUGGAAUAACAUUCAAAACGGCAUGGGUACUCAAUUCUACCUGAUGAAGCCACACGAAAAUAUUCUAUACAACAACUUUGAUUACCACUCUAUCAUGAUUUACGGAAACUACGCGUUCUCCUACGACGGACGAUCUGCAACCAUGGUAGCCAAGAACAACCAGAGGCUCUACGAACCGUAUGAUAAGAAUGGCAUGACAUGGAGUGAUGUCCACAGAGUCAACAAGAUGUACAACUGCUAGAUAGAGCAUUUUUGCUCGUCCAAGACAUAAACCUUUAAAUAAAAAGCCUUUCGUGCACGCA
This is a messenger RNA of Uloborus diversus, 882 nucleotides long. RefSeq names its product astacin-like metalloprotease toxin 5. NCBI's taxonomy places the organism in Eukaryota, Metazoa, Arthropoda, Arachnida, Araneae, Uloboridae. The transcript is spliced from 6 exons. The record is from RefSeq and is a predicted model, not a curated record. Gene Ontology annotation, molecular function: metalloendopeptidase activity; zinc ion binding. Gene Ontology annotation, biological process: proteolysis. The coding region runs from base 42 to 821 and encodes 259 amino acids.